Salvelinus namaycush (lake trout) is the source of this 2060-nucleotide messenger RNA. RefSeq names its product dolichyldiphosphatase 1-like. NCBI's taxonomy places the organism in Eukaryota, Metazoa, Chordata, Actinopteri, Salmoniformes, Salmonidae. Bases 200 to 916 code for a protein of 238 amino acids. The transcript has 8 exons. The record is from RefSeq and is a predicted model, not a curated record. Gene Ontology annotation, molecular function: dolichyldiphosphatase activity. Gene Ontology annotation, biological process: protein N-linked glycosylation; lipid biosynthetic process. Gene Ontology annotation, cellular component: intracellular membrane-bounded organelle; endoplasmic reticulum membrane.
CAGAUUCAAAACAGUACUACACGGGCCCCGGUCGGGAUUAAUCGAACCCCCUCUUUGGACGAUAACUCCUCCUUUAUAUUCCAGUACAGGUUUGUUCGAGUAUUGUGAAUGGUUGAAGGGAUUGUGUUUCGUAUUGGUUAGACGGACUUUGGUAUUACGUUUUGAUUCGUUGAUCCACAUUGCCCGGUGUCCGGGUAAAAUGGCGUCGGAAGAACACUGCUCGGUACCACCUCGAUGGCGGUCGAUAUCUCUAACCCACGUAGAGUUCCCUGCUGGUGAUCUGACGGGACAAUUGUUGGCCUACACCAGCCUGCUACCCAUAGUGAUCCUUGUGGGAUUUGUCACCCUCAUAGUGUUCAAGCGUGAACUGCACACGAUCUCCUUCUUCGGUGGGCUCGUACUGAACGAAGGGGUGAACUGGCUGCUGAAGCAUAUUUUAAGGGAGCCCCGCCCAUGUGAAGGAGCUCACGCAACCCUGACCACUGAGUAUGGGAUGCCCUCCAGUCAUUCCCAGUUCAUCUGGUUUUUUGUUGUUUACUUCUUUCUUUUUCUUUAUUUAAGAAUGCAUCAAACGAACAACGCUCGCUGUGUGGAGCUGCUGUGGAGACAUAUACUGUCCAUCACCUUGUUAGGUGUGGCCUUCUCUGUGUCAUACAGCAGGGUUUACCUGUUGUACCACACCUGGAGUCAGGUAUUCUACGGGGGAGUGACCGGUAGCACCAUUGGAGUAGUCUGGUUCUUCUUCACACAGGAGGUGCUGACACCGCUAUUCCCCAAGAUGGCAGCAUGGCCGAUAUCAGAGUUUUUUCUGGUGAGGGACACAAGCCUGAUCCCCAACAUCCUGUGGUUUGAGUACACGGUGACCAGAUCAGAGGCAAGAAACCGACAACGGAAGCUUGGAACAAAACUUCAGUGAUCGUAGCAGUUCCUUGGUGAAACUGAGUAAAGGACCACACACAUAUGCACACGCACACACACACACACUCAUAAAAAAACACACUGGAGAAUCAUCUUCUGGACUGACCUGGUUGCAAUGAAAAAAGGGCCAACCCAUUUACAGGUGGACCUAAAGAGAGUGCCAGGACUCGGCCCGGAGCCUGCAGCCUGAGCAAGUCCGUCCACAUCCCUCUCCUUGUACAGCUUGCCCAAAUGCUCCCCCGACGCAUACAAGACCGUGAAAGAGGCAUACUAUUUAAUGAUAAAUUAAUAUAUACUUUAACUGUAAACUCACACACAGACAGUAACCAUUUACUGUAAGAAAGAGAUUUUCAGAAACCAACAGAGGGCUCUUGUCAAUUAACACAACAUUGGCUGGUGUUAAUACAGCAUGAAAUUUGUGACUUUUUUGGGGGGUUUGCUGGUGGGGGAAAUAUGAGAUUGGUGGGGUAAACCCUUGUUUGUUUUUUUGGUCUUGUAUUACAGAAAAGAGAACCAUUUUUAAAACUCUGGUAUAACAUGUAAUAUAUAAAAAAUGUGUACUUUGUUCAAAUUAAAGAGAAAAGUGUGUGGGGGUGUUAACACUAUUUACAUGAGAGGUGGGUGGUGGGGUUAACACUAUUUACAUGUGAAAGACCCCCGUUUCCCCCUCUGAUACAUCUUGUCAGCCCAAUGUAUUCGGUUCCAAAAUGGACUUGCAGGCGUUUAAGCACUCACAUACUGUACAAGCCAAGGCUAGUGUACCUUCUGUACAACUUGAGGUCUCGAUUAUGUUUGAGAUGAUGCAGAAGAAGAGAAACGAGCCAUAACAUAAAAGGGCUCUGUUCUUUUUCUAUUCCUCUUCCACACAGGGAGCGAAGGAGUGUUUUCUUAACCCCUUUCUCCCUGCAUGUCUGACACCCCAGUAGCACAAACCUGGGACUUAUAUUUUUCCUUUUUUUUGCGGUUCUAGAGAACAUGAAACAGUGGCUUAACACUUGUCGUUCCUAACUUUCUUUUUACCGGUCUUUUCAAAACAUUCCAUAUCAUCUGGUGAAAAAACAAAUGAUAUGACUGCUGAGGGGAAAUGUUAUUAAUGUUAAUUUUAUUUUUUUAUUUUUUAUUAAACCGCAGGUCAACCUGUA